Diaporthe citri is the source of this 1377-nucleotide messenger RNA. RefSeq lists its product as uncharacterized. The record is from RefSeq and is a predicted model, not a curated record. The transcript has a single exon. Lineage: Eukaryota; Fungi; Ascomycota; Sordariomycetes; Diaporthales; Diaporthaceae. Bases 1 to 1377 code for a protein of 458 amino acids.
AUGCCUUCUCGGCAUAAUUCGAAAGGAAACACGAACCCAUACACGCGCACUCACCAAGGCGAGUGCGAUCCCGUCCCUGAGCAGCAGCAGCAGUCUGAGACUGACAUGUCCAGUGGCACACCUCCAACCCCACGAGGGAUAGCUGACCAACCCCACCGGCACUGGGUCGUCAUUGAGCCAGAUCCCUCGUACAUCACACGUCCAGGCCCAGGCCAAGACCACAUCAUCAGGCCGUGGCAGGUUAAUGCCGUGGUCGGUGCGCCCGCUGACCAAGUUGACGAGGUGAUCGCUCAAGUCGGAGACUUGGAGGAGCCGCCGAGCGAGGGUGACUUUAAAGUCUGUUCUCGGCAGCCAGCCUCAGGAAGCGGGCAUCACUAUGAGACAGUCAGCCAUACCACGGUGCCAUCUGAUACCCGAACCGCGUCGAGCCGCUCUAAAUCCAAAGGCUACCACGGUAAGUCGCUCGUGGACCGCGAGUCCGGAAUAUCACUGGACGGCUUCCCAAGCCGGAGUAUGGAAGAGGGGGGAGUCAGUGGCCUCUGGAAGCGCAACAGCGGCAACGCCAGCGACGGCACCACAAGUGCUGCUGCCACCUGCCCCUCCUCUUCAUCCGGCUGCGUGUCCGGCGGGUCAUCUGCCAUGGCCAUGAACGGUGCGAUCAUCCACACUGCGCGGGCUGUCGCUAUCCAUCAUAUGCGGGCGGCCUACCCAUACGACGGGGUAAUUGCCGUGCAUCGCCCGCCUUUGCCGGCCGAACUCGACCGUAUGGACGAACGACUCGAAGACGCUCUGAAAUUUAUGGCGGACUUUUCUCCUGGCACGGUCGCGCGGACUCAGGCAAGUGACGACAAUGAGGAUUUGAGGCUGACUAGCGACAGGAAGAGUAUCAUCACUUUGCCCAACCGAGACCAAGUCAGCGAGGGCCGGCUUGGUCCACCGUCAUCGCCACAACCACAUUACACACAGGGUAGGCCUCCUCUCGCGGGCAACAUCGACGGGCACCCGACCGGCGUCGAGCAUGCCCAGCCUCGGCCCGUCUCGCCCACCCCCAGCGAGUCCAACAUCACCGAGACAGUGUUUGACGUGCGGCGGCCCACGCCCCCUCCGCCGCCUCCGCCGCAGCCGGAUACUAUCUCGCUACCCAGCUCGAGGCGGCACGCAAACGCGGCCGCGGGGCCGUCCGGCGGGGGCCGGCGGGGUGGCGCGUACCCGUCUUCGGGCGUUGGACAAGAAGAAGCUGUGCCGGCUGUCCUAGCCCCUCGUGGGUGGUUGGGCUUAGGCGGGAGUCAUCCCCCGCCGCAUGUGAGUCGUAGACAGGGCCGGGAUGAUCCUGAUGGGAAGGAGGAACUGUCGCGGCGCAAGGCGCGCGAACAGUAG